Messenger RNA from Mesitornis unicolor (brown roatelo), 1128 nucleotides. Its product is annotated as natterin-4-like. The record is from RefSeq and is a predicted model, not a curated record. The transcript has 2 exons. Lineage: Eukaryota; Metazoa; Chordata; Aves; Mesitornithiformes; Mesitornithidae. The annotation marks the transcript as partial.
CUCUUCCUCGCUGCCGCCCUCCUCUUCCUCGGCCAAGGAAGCAACGGGAUUGGUGGAGGUGCCCAAAUGCCCCUGGUGGGAUCGGUGGGGAGGAGAAGACCUCUGCGACCCAUGGCCACCAGCUGGAGCUUGUCCCGGAGGAAGCGAGAGGAGGAGGAGCCACCUUCAUACCUGAAGUGGGUGGACUUUGAAGGCCAGUUGCCCGCCGACGCUGUCUCCAACUGGAACAACUACACCAAGAAGCUGGAGUAUGUCUGCUCAACACAGGUGCUUGGCUGUGACACUGGGGCCUACAUCCCCGACCGAGGUCCCUUCUGCUUCUUCCCCUAUGGGGAAAUGGAACAAGAAGCCGAGAUCUUCAAGGUGUUGGUCAAUGUGGGAGGCUUUGAGGCGCUGGGUUGGGUCGAUGACUCCUUCGGUAACGUGCCCAAAAACGCCGUGGAGGGCUGCCCGUCGGUUGAUGUCUUCAUCGGGAGGAACCGCUAUGGCUUGGGCAAGAUCUCCAAAGUGCAGAGGGCUGCCUUCAUGAUUGUGGAUGGGGAGGAGGUUUGGUUCAAGUGGUACCAAGUCUUGGUGGUCAAGAAGGGCCCGGCGGAUGUCACCAUCUCCGAUGUCCACUACAACAUGAGCGGGCUGGUGGAAGAUGGGGAAGACAUCACCCUGAUGAGGACCGUGGUGAGGAACGAGGGCUGCCGAGGGGUGCGUAAAGCCGUCACCUUGGAGGAGGUCACUGAGAUGGAGCACGACUGGGCGAUGGACAAGCGAGUCUUCACCACCAUCCGCGGGGUGUUACGAGCUGCCCUCUUGGUCUUCACUGGGACCCACUGGGAGGCCACCAACGUCACCAACAUCUCCUGGGUGGGAGGAGCCAGCACCAGCGAGUACAUUGUCCAUACCCACACGGUGGAGGAGGAGGUGCAGCCCCGGACGGCGUGCGCGGUGGCCUUGGAAGGACGUCGGUUGGACGUCCGCGUCCCCUUCACUGCGCAGUUGACCCGCGAUUUCGGUGACGGUCAACCGCACCACGUGACGGUGAUGGGGUGGGCCCGCAGCCGCGCGGUGGUGGGCGUCAAGGCUGGCGUCAAGGAGUGUUGGCCCAUCACCGAUGUCCCACCAUGCCGGGCGUAG